This is a messenger RNA of Stegostoma tigrinum, 3791 nucleotides long. RefSeq lists its product as uncharacterized. NCBI's taxonomy places the organism in Eukaryota, Metazoa, Chordata, Chondrichthyes, Orectolobiformes, Stegostomatidae. Bases 55 to 405 code for a protein of 116 amino acids. The record is from RefSeq and is a predicted model, not a curated record. The transcript is spliced from 3 exons.
ACCUUCCGGUGGGGAGAGCGGACAUCCGGUCCGUCCGCUUCGGGAUCCCCGUUGAUGGCAGCGUACGGAACGAGAAGGAAGCGACGAAGGAACUGUAACAAUGAAGAAAACCAUUCUGUUCCACCACCGAAACGUCUCAGCAAUAGUACAUUGUUGCAGGAUCUACCAAGAGACAGCUGGGACUGCGAGUCCUCGAGCAGUGAUAGCAGCAGUAUAGUCAGCAGUCCUGACAGACCGAAUGGACACUUACCAGCUGAAGCCAAUACUAAACCAGGCAACAGCUCGACUAUGCUUCCGUUUUCUGAUUCCAGCGAACAGUCUGCACAAGGCCCGUACUUUCAAAUCAAUCAGAUCCUGAGAGAGGCACACUUCUAUAGCUUACAUCAACGUGGACACCAAACGUGACCAGAAUGGGACUGUGUGCCUUCAAUGAAGGACAGGGACUGUAAAUGUAAUCUUUUGGAGUGGAUGUUUGUACUUAGAUGAUUUAAAUUGCACAAUCUUUUUCCUUUUUUGCUCCAUUUGGUUUAAAGUUUAACAUCUUUUCACUUUUUAAAUGCCCUUGGACAAAUGUAAUAUCAAAAUUGUGCAGGCUAUAAUGGCACAACUGUAGCCUUGAUUGCUUCAUUUACCCUGUUUGGCAUCGUUCUAAUUUAGUAAAUCUGUUCACUGUGGAAUUAAUCUGCAAAUGAGCAAAGUCCUCCAGUGAUGUUGCAACAGGAGUUCUUGAAGAAACAAGAAGAAAGUGGCUAUUUUUGAAAAACUGUAGGGUCAACUUGGACUAAAAAGUGUAUUUGCAUUCCUCUGCAUUUUAAGAAGUGAUGUAUACUGGAAUGUGACCAGUUUGAGCGUCUUUUAAAAUCUUACUGUACUAGGCUUAUAACAGUUUUCUUGGUAUUUUACAACAAAUUUUUCUUUGAGACUCUAAUACUAUAGCUGAAAAUUUCCACUUAUUGUGAAAUUGCAUUGCCAUUCAGAGACUGAAGCAGAUACAGUAGUGGAAUUUCUAUCAUUAUUUGAGUAAAAAAUGAAUGCCUCUGCAGAUCUAAGCUGUAUGCUUGGAGUUUUUUUUAAAUCGGGCUUCAUUCCACCAAAAAAUGUGAAGAUGGGUUGUGUCAAUCUAGGUUUCCGUAGUUCUUUGUAUUGUGUUGGGCCUGCAUUUGAUACAAGUCAUCUUGUACUAAACCUGAACAUGUCCUUAAAUAUAAUAUAGUUUAAACGUUUUCUUUAAGUUAUGCCUCCAGUUGUAAGCAGAUUGUAGAUAUUUAUAUUUUGCCGGUUUUGCAUGCAGACAUGCUUGGUGUUACAACAUUCAGACAGCCAUCAAGAGCUUCCUAGAUAGCUCAGUGACUAGCUGAGCUGCACAGACCAUAAAGGUUUGAGUUGUUAAUUUUCUCAGUUGGGGCAACAGUAUAGAGAAUCUGCAAUUGAAGAUGUGCAUCCGGGGACAGGUUCAGACAAAGUACAGCUCAAGGUUCAGUCACAGUGACCCUUGUGCUCAAAUUAGCUGCUGACAACUAGACGAGAUGUGCCAGAGGAUGCCUUUGGAACUGUCUUAACUGGGAGUCACACUUGUAGGAAUUUGAGGGUAGUUACAAAAAGGAAGAUAAUUUUUUUCUCUUUUUAAUUAUUUUAUAUUGUUAUGAUUGGGUAAACAUGUAACAGGUAUGAUACAGUCAAUGACAUUCCUAAUUACACUCAAACCUCAGGGUGCACAUGCCUGACUCUUGAUUUGGAAUGGGGUUGGGAAUUUGUUCUUUGUCAGGGAUUUUUAUUUUAAAGUUAUUGUAGAGUCUGAAAUUUUAUUUUAUUUGUAAGCCUAAAGACACCAAGUUUUACCUUCAGAAGUGAGUACAAAAUUAUUGUAACCCUUUGCAUUCAAUAAAAUCAGUAAGAUAAUUUGAAAUGCAAUCAAGAAUACAGUGUGGAAGCCAUACUACAUGAACAGAAUCUUUGAUAAUGUCUUCAAGGUAUUGAGGCUGAGGGCACUGUGUGCUUUUCUAAGCAACAACUUUUAAAUUUUUAUAUAUCACUUGCACUGAAGAUCAGGUUCAGUUUGGAGCAUUGACAGGAUAAGAUUCCUGCCAAUUUUCUCUUGAGUUGUCCCUUUUUGGCUGGUUGUGGAAGCAGCUUGGCUGGUAGAACGUGUGUUCCUAUGACCAGUGAUUUGCUGAGAAAUAAAUCCCAUCAAUUUGAUCCUUUUUAUGGUUUGUGAGUUUUACAGUCCAAUUGCACUCAGUUUUAUUCAUAAAAAUAUCACUGAUAAAUUUAACUUGACAAUUAAAUUUACAUUUGAGCUGCACUUUAUCUCCAAACUAAACUCAUGAUGAAUAAUCGAAGAAUUGGUCCUCUGGACUACAGGUAAAGUUCUAUUUUGGUAUCUUGUUUUAAUUUAUGGAAGUGAAAAAUAUCUUCUGUUGGCAAAUUUGGAUAUCACACUUGUCUUUUUGAACAUCAAGGAUAGGAUUGCAAAAUACAACAUGAAGAUCUAAAAUUGCAGCCAAUUUAUUUUCAAGGAAUAUUUUUAGAAAUGCUGUCAUUCAUUACAUCAGAGUGGGCAGAGUAUAAUUCUAUGCCAGUAUUUCCUUUUAGUCAUACAAUUGAGUAGCUGCCAUUAACAUCAUAGGUAGGAAGAAAAUGAAUUCUACAGCAAGUAGUUAAAAAUUAUUGCACUGUUUUCUGUAUUUAAAAUUGUUAUCUUACUGAAAUUGCAUUCCAUGUUCUUUGCUGUAAAGCAGAACAAACAGGGAAAUUAUACUUUUUCUAAUUCACUCAACAUUACAUGGGUAGGUCAUCGAUGGAGCUCAGUAAAACACUGUGGAGGGUCACAGUUGAAGAAACAGGCAGUAUGAUGGAAUUUAACUGUCAACAAUAGUUUCUAGUGGAUAGUAAGGCAUUUUAACCUGGUUUGUUUACAUCAGCUAAUUUGAUUUUUGAAACUCAAUUUUGAACCAGAUACAAUAGUUUGGUAAUUUUUUGUUUGCCUUCAACUGACUUAUUUAUAGUGGGUUUACAGUUUAGAGUUUAAAAUUCGGUGUUUGGAGUUUAAAUGUCAAGCAAAUUCAUUUUUAAGUAUAUAAAAAAUAAUCAUGGCUGUUCAAGAUCUCAAACAUAUUGUUAAAGCCAAAAUGCAUCUGUUUGAGAGAUUCAGGUUUCUUUUUCGAGAAAAUCCAUUUCUUGCUUUCAACAAUUUUGAAAUAAAAUUUAUUUUACCUAAUUUUCUGACUCGGUCUUUAAUUUCAGAGUUAUUGAAAGCACAGGCAAUUUUGUAAUGCACGUUUUCAACGUAAUUUGUUUUGAGUUGCCUCGGUUCUCCACUCUAUGAAAAUGUAAUUCAUGCUAGUGACAGUCAUUCUGAUAUUCUCUCCAAUCCUUAAAUAUAGUUUAAACAAAUGUUAAGCAGAUGUUGAAGCAAGGGCUAUUAAAAUAUGCUUCCUUAAUACUGAGGUUAGGUCUCUUUAAAUACAGAUAUGUGAUAGUUUGUCAUGAUAGAAAACCUCAGAGUUCCUAAUGUGGACUAAACUGGCACAAAACCAAGGUUGGGGAGGGGUUUGAUUUGUAGCAGAAAAGUGAAAGAAAAUCAUUUUUAAAUGAUAAUGAGGUGGUGAUGUGUUCACUUGAAUCACAGGCAUAGUGGGCAAGAUUUAAUGUUAUGAACACAAUAUGCUAAUGUUUGUACACUCCAGGCUACAAGUUUCAAUAUGGUCCAGCCUAGGAGUAUUUUUGGGACAGUAACAAAGCAUAUUGAUGUGAUUCAUUUGACUGCAGUUUUCAUAGUUAACUGGGAAACC